AUGAAAAACGCAAAAAAGCCAUAUUCCUGUUUGAAUUUAGACACUACCGCCACUUCCUCUGUUGAGCCAUUGUGUCUUGCAUCAGCGGAGUCCACCCGAAGUGGUCUUGCCACCAUCCUGGAUAAAGUGAAACGUGUCUACUUCCAACAGCUUCACCCAGAGACGAUUCACGAGAUGAGUCCGAAAUCACCCGAAAAUAUCCGAAAGUAUUUUCAGCCUUACGAUCCCAGCCCAAAUGCUAUCAAGGGAAGAACUGAUGAAGCCAUGAAGUUAUAUCGAGAGCUAAAGGCUUUAAAAAUCAAUAAAAAGUUGUUGAAGCUGAGAGAGCGUAAGGCUGUUCAUAUGGCCAGUGCCAUUUUGUUGAAUAACUACGGCUGGAAUCCAUACAACCAGGACUACUACGCUGGGGAAUGGCUUUCAGGACCAAACCUGCUCUGCUGGGAGCCUGUUUGUAGCGUGUUUCCAAACCUAAAUGGCGUUUUGCCUCAUUUCAAACCAAAAAAUGUGGCCGAUUUAGAAACAUUGAAGGGACUUAUCGAAAAAUACAGUCUAAUAUUUGACAGGUACGUGGAGAAUUGGAAACUUGGAGUCCGCACAGGAUAUGUAAGAACCUACAAAGCAUGUAAAGUGGGUGUACAUGUUCUCAAGAACCAAAAAUAUAAAGGAAUGGAAACAGAGCAAGGAAUUUAUGAUCAGGAGUUUGCAAAGACUCUUCUGAAACCAGAAUUCUUCGAAAGUCUCACAAAGGCCAUGAAGGAUACUUGGACGGCAAAGUACCAGAACACUGUAGAGGAAUACUUCAAGCAGUCUAUACUGCAGAACAUCGGAAUACCUGUUACUCGUAUGAUAAGUUACCUUGAGAAUGAAUACUUAUGUAACUGCCCCAAUCAAGAGGAAGUGUUGAGUGGCUUGGGUAAACUUCCACUCCGUUACUUCAUAAAGAAAGAGACUCUUCAAAAACUUCCCAACGGGCAGAGACUCAGCGGAGCCAGGACGUAUCAGAGGCUCAUGAGGUUCUUUACUACAAUGGACGUUUCUCCGGCGCAGCUCAGGACUAAAGCUGUAGGGAGGCUAUCCGAGCUGUAUAGAAAGGUUGUCAUUCUUGCGAAGUUGUACACCAAGGAACAGAAUAAGAAUACCGCUAUCAACAAGUUAAAAAAAGUGUUGCGGAAUCGUGAUCAGUGGUUCAACAACCAGCCGUUUCCUAGCAGCGAGAGUGGUGAGGACGCCUUCGUUAUGUGCCACGACACGGCGAGUGCGCAGGUUCAUUGCCCCGAGAGAUGGAAAGCCUUGCAAUCGUGA
Molecule: messenger RNA, 1302 nt
Organism: Pocillopora damicornis (cauliflower coral)
Lineage: Eukaryota; Metazoa; Cnidaria; Anthozoa; Scleractinia; Pocilloporidae
Source: RefSeq, a predicted model, not a curated record